UAUCCCUUUAUCCCUUUCAUGCUUUAAUCUAAUAAUAUCUGGGAAUUGAUUUGUAAUCAAAACAAACAAAAAAUAAUCAUUCCCAUAAUUACAUUUGAUUUUUUUUUAAGAAACCAGAAUUAUGCUUUGUUUUGGAAUCUUUCAGGGUGAUGAGAUAAUGGUGAUACUGAUGUUAUUGGUGUAAAAUAUUGUAUACUUUAGGCAAAAAUAAAGACAUUUAAAAAUAUAUAUAUAUAAAAAAUCACCAAUCAUCAAGUCCUUGAUGUUAAACAGGUCUAGUGCUUGGCUAAAACAAAAAUGUGCACUCAUGUAUCUCUGUUGAUUUACAAAGAAAUAACCAUGAAACGGCCAAUAUCAAUUACUUUUCCUCCUGGUGAUGGUGCUGUGUUGUCCCCUUGUCCUAGAGAGCCUACACAAAACACAGCCCUUCUUUUAACUGUUUCUAAAAUUCCCUAUGGGGAAAAAAUGAAUGGUCGAAAACGAUUGAAACCAUUUCACUGUUUGAUCGCUAGGAUUAUGGGUAUUAGGACACCUCCAUUGUGGGGCUCUAUGCAGUCAUUGAAUCACACUCACCAUAUCACCUAUUGCAGCUCAGAACUCCAUCCAGCUGGCGGCACUAUAUUCCGUUUCUGCGCUCGGCACCCGCGGAAACAAGUAAAAUAAAACACGGAAAUCGGUUUGGAAGCGAGUUUGUUUUGAUUUCCUACAGUCAUUGUGUGGACCAAGGAAGACACGAAACUGAAAAUUCCGUUUGAAGUUUUCUGAGAAUGGCUAAACUACAGUCUUUGAGUGUAUUUGUUAAUGAGCGUUUAACAGUGGCUGCUGUGGAGAUUUUUGACGUUGUAGAGAAAGUGGUAGCCGAGUACCUGGAGGAAAUUUCCCGUUCUAAAGAGGAGAACGACCGGCUACGGAGACUUCUGCGGAUCACAACAGAGAUAAAAGAGGAGGAAACCCCUGAGCAGGAGUGGAGCCCCAGUCUGAGGCAGGAGAAACCAGAGCCCACACAGAUUAAAGAGGAACAGGAGGAAAUCUGGACCAGUCAGGAGGUAGAGCAGCUCCAAGGCCUGGAAUCUGACACCAUUGAGUUCGUAUUCACCCCUUGUGUGAAAAGUGAAUGCGAUCUUCCCCAAACCCAGACUGUGGAUGGCAGAGGGAGUGACUUUAAACUGUUGGAUCACAUAAAGGGUCUCGACAUUUCGUGUGACCCUCCGGAUAAUGAAGGCAACACCUCCAUCCACAGCUCAGCCGUAAGCAGCAUCCCAUUAGGACUUGACAGCAGCCCACCAUUGAGAGAACCGACAAAAAGCAGCACAGUGUCUAAAAAACCUCAUUGCUGCCUUGACUGUGGCAAAUGCUUCACUCAGAUUGGCCGACUGAAGAUGCACUCGAGGAUUCAUUCAGAGGCCAAACCAUUUAGCUGUGGAGACUGUGGGAACCGAUUUCAGCUGAAGGGAGAACUAACCAAACAUAUAGUGAUUCACACGGGAGAGAAACCAUUUAACUGUGGUGACUGUGGGAAAAGCUUCAAUCGCAAGCUUACUCUUAAUAGGCAUAUACUGCUUGUUCACAAAGAAGGGACACAGUACGAAAAUGGAACGGCGAAAGGAGAGAAACCAUUUUGCUGUGGUGACUGCGGGAAAAGUUUCACUCGUAGGCAGACCCUGAACAGACAUAAAAUGAUUCACACAGGAGAAAAACCAUUUCAUUGUGGGUACUGUGGGAAAGGCUUCAAUCGCAAGGAGACCCUCAUUGAUCAUAUCCAGAAUCAUACAGGAGAAAAACCGUUUAGCUGUGGCGACUGCGGGAAAAGCUUCAAUAGGAAGAGGAACCUAACUUCUCAUUUACUGACUCACACAGAGGAGAAACCAUUUAGCUGUGUUGACUGUGGGAAAAGCUUCAAGCAAAAGAGUGACUUAACCAAACAUAUAAUGAUUCACAUGGAAGAGAAACCAUUUAAAUGUGGAGAAUGUGGAAAAAGCUUCAAUUACAAGGUUAACCUCAACAGGCAUAUACUGUUCAUCCACAAAGAAAGAAAAUAGGAAGAUGGUGAAAGAAGAAAGAAAAGUAAGACAGAUCUUCUGUCAGGAGAUGAGAAGCAGGAUGUGGACAACUGUUUAGUGAAACAACUCUAAAUCAUUCAUCUUGUAGGUUUCAAAUACACGGAUAUGUGAUUCAUUCACUUUUGUCAAAUGUUCUAUGUAAAUAAAGUUAGAUUUUAUUUGAAUAAUGAUCAAACAGUACAGUACAUGCUAUUGUUCAAAGAAUGGUAUGGAUGUUUUCACGUUGUUAAAAACAGGAGUUUCCCGGUCUCUCGGGGUGAUGAGAGAAUGGUGAGACUGAUGUUAUUGAUACAUUCAACAUUUUUUUAACUACUAAUGAACUAAUAAAGUAUUGUAUUAGAAACAUG
Molecule: messenger RNA, 2407 nt
Organism: Oncorhynchus gorbuscha (pink salmon)
Lineage: Eukaryota; Metazoa; Chordata; Actinopteri; Salmoniformes; Salmonidae
Product: zinc finger protein 501-like
Exons: 1
Coding region: 768-2039 (423 amino acids)
Cellular component (GO): nucleus
Source: RefSeq, a predicted model, not a curated record